UGGAAAUGAUUUUGUUACAUAAUAAUAAUAAUAAUAAUAAUAAUAAUAAUAAUAAUAAUAAUAAUAAUAAUAAUAAUAAUAAUAAUAAUAAUAAUAAUAAUAAUAAUAAUAAUGGUAAUAAUAAUUUCAAUGUUUCAAUUAAAUUCACUUGA
Messenger RNA from Schistosoma curassoni, 152 nucleotides. The record is from the annotation of a GenBank genome assembly. Lineage: Eukaryota; Metazoa; Platyhelminthes; Trematoda; Strigeidida; Schistosomatidae.